Messenger RNA from Vombatus ursinus (common wombat), 1334 nucleotides. RefSeq lists its product as uncharacterized. The transcript is spliced from 6 exons. The coding region runs from base 46 to 708 and encodes 220 amino acids. The record is from RefSeq and is a predicted model, not a curated record. NCBI's taxonomy places the organism in Eukaryota, Metazoa, Chordata, Mammalia, Diprotodontia, Vombatidae.
GAGGUGAAGCUCCUUCUCUGGAACAGACUUGGCCUCCUGAAGCCGAUGGCCCUGCUGCUCCUGAUGCUGGUGGCAGCAGGUCCCCCUGGAGUAUCUGGAGACAUGGAAGAGAAGGGAAUGGAAGAUUCCCUGGUGUGGUGUGUCUGCUACCAACUGCUCAACACCUCAGAGCACCAACCGUGCAGGCUAGAGGGGACUAACUGUCCUGGGAGCCUUGACAUCUGGGAAAAGACCACAGCUGGCAGGGUGAAGAAUUGCACACACAGUGCUAAGGCUCAGGACUUCCAAACCAUCAAUGCUUCACUGAAGAAUGACAUCCCAGCCUGUGGGGGAGACAAUACCACCAUGAGUCCAAUGGUUAGUGGAAGGAUCAGCUUUAUCAUAGUUAUCACCAUCCUGAUCUCUUCUGUCAGUGUGCUCCUUCUUAUCCUGCUCUGUGUUGGUAUCAUGUCUAUGAUGCUGAAGAAGUGGAGAAAUAAGAGGCUUCUCAAGAAACAGAAGAGAUGGAACAAUUUUCUCUUGAAGUCCAAGGCUGUAGAUUACCAACCCGAUGCAAUAUAUUCCAAUGUGAUCAACCUGGUUGCCCAGAAGGAAGAUGAUUUUGCCAUUUAUGCCAACAUACCACGUUUCCAGUGCCCCAGGAAAACCUCACCUGUUGUCACUUAUGCUCCUGACCAAAUGGAACAUCCUUCCGGUGUAUUCCUCUGAUGGAGGACCAGAAGACUAUUCUGGAAUGAGAGGAUGCAGAGAUGAGAGGUGGCGGACUGCAAAGAAGGUGGUGGAAGAGAGUUGCCAAGCUUAGCAUGAUGAGAUUUAUGUAUUUUUUUAAACUGACCACCAGCCCUCAUGUUUAUAGGGACAGAGAUGAGAGCAUGAAUUUUUUUAAAAGUGUCUUGGAAAUACAGGAAAUAUUUAAAUAUUUAAAUGUCCUUUAAAUAGGACAGACAGCUCAAGUCUAACAGAGUUAUCAGUAGUAUAUGACAGGACUGGGGAGAUGGGCACACCGCCACUCAUGCAGCCCCAAAAUGUCCAAGCAAAACAUCAUUUUGUAUCAAGUUGGAAGUAAAAAAUCAGAGACCAGACAGCUGAUGUGAUUGCCAUCCCACGGCAAGGGGUGAGGAGCUGGGACCUUUGGAAUCAGCAGAGUGUAGUGGGAAGAAUGCUAGAUUUAGAAUCAGUCUUCAAAUCCUCAGGCACUCCUCUGACUUCAGUCACUUCACCUCUCUGGGUCUCAGUUUCCUCAUCUGUAAAAUGAAGGCAUUGGACUAGAUCUGGGGUUCUUAACCUUUGUGUGUAUGUCACGGAUCACUUUGGUUAGUCUGGUAAAGCCAAUG